CUUUGGAAAGUUGUUCCACUUGAUUGCUCAGUUUGCCUCUUUGACUCAGUGGUGGCAGGGGAAUUAUAAAAGCAAUGAAGGCGCAGUCAAGUCCCAGGUAGUGCGUGCCAGAUUUAAGCUGAUUUAAAGUAGUCCAGACUGACUCUGAAACUUUCUUUGCACAACGGACCACUUUUGGAAGAAGUUGCUCAUUUUUUUUUUUGCCAGCAGUGUGUACCUGACUCAGGGAAGCUGUGAAGGUGUGCUCACCUUGCAAAGGCGACAUGGGCAGUGGUGCUUUGCAGAUUGCUGGGCUGCUUGUUGGUGCCAUUGGCAUGAUUGGAACAUUUGCUGUCACGGGCAUGCCUCAGUGGAGGGUGUCUGCCUUCAUCGAGACCAACAUCAUCGUGUUUGAGACCAUUUGGGAAGGCCUGUGGAUGCACUGCAUCAGGCAAGCCAACAUCAGGAUGCAGUGCAAGGUCUAUGACUCCGUGCUGGCUCUCUCACCGGACCUGCAAGCAUCCAGAGGGCUGAUGUGUGCUGGGUCGGCGCUCUCAUUUCUGGCUUUCAUGAUUGCCAUUAUUGGGAUGAAGUGCACGCGGUGCACUUGGAGCAGCUGGCAAGCCAAGGGCUAUAUUAUUCUGACGGCUGGGCUUCUCUUCAUCCUCUCGGGUACCGUCGAGCUCAUUCCGGUCUGCUGGGUUGCUAACACCAUCAUCAGUGACUUCUACAACCCUGUGGUCAACGUUGCACAGAAAAGGGAGCUUGGAGAGGCCCUCUACCUGGGCUGGGUAGCUGCUGUCUGCCUCAUUGCUGCCGGAGCCAUAUUCUGUUGCUUUUGUCACUGUUGUGAGAAAAACAGAAGCUACGAAUACUCUCCAUCAAUCCAGUACCCCACUCAAAAUGAGCAUUUGCCCAGCAAGAUGGAAAGCUCAUACUCCAAAAGUCAGUACGUCUAGAUGUCUCCUGCUUUUUCCUAUUUUUUUAAGCAUUUAAUUUGUCUGAAUGGAUUUCAGCUCCUGCAUUAAGGGUGGCUAGGAAACUGCCUUUGCCUUCUGCCCUGUAACUGCUGCUGUUGUGGCUGUGUUUUGGAUCUGCAGUUACCCCCAGUGGGCUCUGCUGUGGCUAAUGGAAAUUUGAAUGCAUGGAAAGAUGAAAGUUUAGUAUUAUUUUAAUAGUAACUUGGAAUGGCUUUUGGGGUGUGUGGUUUUGCUUUGGGUUGCAUUUUAUGUGCAAAAACAGUAAUAAAGGGCUCAAAGUUCCACUGUAAUAUGAAAUUCUGGCCUAUUGCAAAGCAGAGAGGAAUUAAGCAGCUGGAUCUUUUUUGUCCUUCCUGGGAAGGAGUGGAUAACAGCAAAUAAAGACAAGAUAAUAACGGUUUAAAAGAAAAGCAUUCACUAAAGGAUUGAUUUACUGUAGGUUGAAUGGAGGUUUGCAUGAAGAAUUUACUCAGCAGAGGAAGAAAGUUUAUUACGUGAUCUGCAGUUUUCAAGUAAGUUCCGCAGACUAUUACUACUUCAUAAUUUGGAAGUAAAUUCUUCGCUUCAUAAGACGCAACUCAACAAGCUAGAAGGAAUGAAAAUCUGCUCAAGAACUUCAUAGUCUUUGUAAGAUACACAGUAAAAUGUGCUUGAUUAUGUAAUUUUAUUUUUCAUUAUUUUUAAGCAAAUUACUUCUACAUAUACAUAUGUGUGAUGUGUAUAAUCUUUCUGUAAUAUAAAAGUGUGUGGCUGUA
This is a messenger RNA of Cuculus canorus (common cuckoo), 1714 nucleotides long. Its product is annotated as claudin-8-like. Bases 264 to 938 code for a protein of 224 amino acids. Gene Ontology annotation, molecular function: structural molecule activity. Gene Ontology annotation, cellular component: plasma membrane; bicellular tight junction. Gene Ontology annotation, biological process: cell adhesion; bicellular tight junction assembly. NCBI's taxonomy places the organism in Eukaryota, Metazoa, Chordata, Aves, Cuculiformes, Cuculidae. The record is from RefSeq and is a predicted model, not a curated record. The transcript has 2 exons.